Molecule: messenger RNA, 2068 nt
Organism: Dipodomys ordii (Ord's kangaroo rat)
Lineage: Eukaryota; Metazoa; Chordata; Mammalia; Rodentia; Heteromyidae
Gene: Optn
Product: optineurin
Exons: 14
Coding region: 98-1822 (574 amino acids)
Biological process (GO): Golgi ribbon formation; protein localization to Golgi apparatus; regulation of canonical NF-kappaB signal transduction
Cellular component (GO): Golgi apparatus; nucleus; cytoplasm
Molecular function (GO): K63-linked polyubiquitin modification-dependent protein binding
Source: RefSeq, a predicted model, not a curated record
GGCGUCCGCAUCCGGGUCCAGAGCUGUCCUCCGGGGCCGCGAUGUCGGGGACGCAGUGACUCGGAGGGAACCGAUCGCGGCGGCCGGACCUGUUGCCAUGUCCCACCAGUCUUGGAGCUACCUGAGUGAGAAAGGGGACAGUCCCAGUGAAACCCCAGGAAAUGGACCCCCUAGCCUGGCUCACCCCAGCCUGGAGACCUUCACCCCAGAGGAGUUGCUACAGCAGAUGAAAGAGCUCCUGGCUGAGAACCAUCAGCUCAAAGAAGCCAUGAAGCUAAACAAUCAGGCUAUGAAAGGGAGAUUUGAGGAGCUUUCAGCCUGGACAGAGAAACAGAAGGAGGAGCGUCAACUGUUUGAGAUACAGUACAAAGAAGUGAAAGAACGCUUGAUGGCCAUGAGUCAUGAAAAUGAGAAAUUGAAGGAAGAACUUGGAAAGCUGAAGGGGAAACCGGAGAGGCCAUUUGAGGACCCCUCCACUGACUUCAUACUUCCCAAGGCGGAAGUAGAGCAGGAAGUGCAGCAGCUGAAGACCCAAGUAGCCCGCCUUCAGGCUGAGAAAGCUGACCUGUUGGGCAUCGUCUCAGAAUUACAGCUUAAGCUCAACUCCAGCACCUCUUCAGAAGAUUCCUUCGUUGAAAUUAGAGUGACUGAAGAAGCAGCAGAUGGGACAAUAAAAGAAAUGAAGAACAGUUCUGGGCCCACUAGAACGGACUCCAUUGAUAUGAACAAAUCUGUCGAAGGUGCCAGAAACUAUGCAGAAUUUGAGGAAUUAACUGUGAGCCAGCUCCUGCUUUGCCUAAGGGAAGGAAACCAGAAAGUAGAAAGACUUGAAAUCGCACUCAAAGAAGCCAAAGAAAGAAUUUCAGAAUUUGAAAAGAAAGCAGAUAAUCAUUCAGAGACUGAGACGCAGACGGAGGGAAGCACAGAAAAAGAGAAUGAAGAGGAGACAGGCACAGAGACUAUUGGCAGCGAAGUACAAGCACUGAAUCUUCAGUUGACAUCCCUGUUUAAGGAGCUUCAAGAAGCUCAUAUAAAACUCAGUGAAGCUGAGCUCAUGAAGAAGAGGCUUCAAGAAAAGUGUCAGGCCCUUGAAAGGAAAUAUUCAGCAACCCCACUGGAGCUGAAUGAAAAGCAAGAGCUUGUUUAUAACAACAAGAAGUUAGAACUCCAAGUGGAAAGCAUGCGUUCAGAAAUAAAAAUGGAACAAGCUAGGACAGAAGAUGAAAAGUCCAAAUUAGCUACUCUGCAAUCAACAUAUGGCCAACUUCUCCAAGACUAUGAUAAUGCAUUGAUAGUAAUUGAGCAACUAACAAAAAGCGAGUCAGAGAAAGUGGACAAGGUGUUGCUGCAGGAAUUAAAUGAGAAACUAGAUCUGGCUGAAAGGGCACUGGCUUCCAAGCAACUUCAGAUGGAUGAGAUGAAGCAGAUCAUUGCCAAACAGGAGGAGGACCUGGAAACCAUGGCUGUCCUCCGGGCUCAGAUGGAGGUGUACUGCUCAGACUUCCAUGCUGAAAGAGCAGCAAGAGAAAAGAUCCAUGAAGAGAAAGAACAACUGGCAUUACAGCUGGCAUUUGUGCUGAAAGAGAAUAAUGCUUUUGAGGAUGGAAGCAGUAGGCAGUCCUUGAUGGAAAUGCAGAGCCGGCAUGGAGCAAGAACAAAUGACCCCGACCAGCAGGUCUACCUUGUACAAAGAGGGGCUGAGGAGAGGAAUUGGCGGCAACCACAGCCACAGAGCAUUCCAAUUCAUUCUUGCCCCAAAUGUGGUGAAGUCCUGCCUGACAUAGACACGCUACAGAUUCAUGUCAUGGAUUGCAUCAUUUAAAGGUUGCCAUUCUCUCUUACCCACCCCGUCCCCCCUCCCCCCCUCAGACUGCUGGUAACAUCAGGUUUUCUCCUCCAGGACUUGUACUUCUGCUCCUUUGUGUGUUCUCAAAUAUUUUUGCCUUGUGCUGCUUCUUUUAGGAGAAAAAAAUGUAUCUAUUCUAAAUAGAACACUGUGGAUUCCCAUAAAUUCAGAAAAUGGAAUCCUCAUCACAGCCUUCCGACAAUAAAGUUGGUGUUUGCUAUG